UUAGGAAUUUGGACAAAAGCGAAAGUUGUCAGCAAAUCGGACAACGCAAUUGUUAAAAAUUUUCCUCCGUGGAGAGCCGAGUGGGAUCGGGAGAUCAUUGCCCCGUCCGAGAUCAGGAAAGUAACGCCAGAAGAAACGCUUAUUCCACGCCGUUUUGCAAACAACAAGUUUCCAAACCUAAAGAAGCUAUUCCAAGGUGAUGUUGUUUACGUUAACGGUAAAGAAUUGAAGGUUUUGCGGUCAGAUCCUAUCAGGAAAGUGAAAAAUGUUACAACUUUGGAAUUCUGGUACAUCUGAGCACAGUAUAGAAGACCAAGACGUCGUUAACAGAAACCAUACAGAGGGACAUUUAACCUCUUUUAAGUUCUACUGAUUUGUUUGUCAAUAAAUUUAAUUUGAAAUUAAAAGCUUAAAAAUCUGGAGGUGGAAAACUGACAGUCUCUUCAAUUUAAUGUAAUUAUUUUGACAAAUCAUUAUUGGGAACGACAUAUUAUGUUUACAAUAUACGAACUCUUUUAAAAAUUUUCCACUGUACAUCAUUUACGAUACAUCACUUUAAAUGAUGAUAACAGGUGGCAUUGAAUGACAAAAAUGAAUAAAUAAUUCAGUUAGCUGUAGAAAUAUGCGGAUUUGGAUUCCUUUUUCCAGUUUCUUUGUCUGUUUACAAUGAGAGUGUAAAUUCUUGAUUUUAAUUCAUCAACCCUUUCCUUCUAUACUCCAAAGUGAAUUUUUACAAACGUUAAAAUUGGUUCUAAUUUUUGCGAUAUUUACAGGCAUUUAAUUAAUAUUCUUGGCUUUGUCUAUUGUUAAUCACGAAUGAAAAAGUUCUGCCAUCACAAUAGACAAAACUUGCAAAACAUUUCACAUUUUCUAUACAUUCUUCUUUAACUUUUCAUUUUUUUUUGACACCUCUGGUUUUGUUGUGGUUCUUUAAACUUUUUUUUUACAAAAAUUACAUUAUCGCUUUGCUCGUGAAAUUUAUACUUCAAGCGUAGCACUUCCUUGGUUCCGGCGUCUGUCACGCCUCCUUAAAUGAAAUAUAUACCCCCCUGCAAGGAUCAGGAGUGAUA
This is a messenger RNA of Pocillopora damicornis (cauliflower coral), 1070 nucleotides long. RefSeq lists its product as uncharacterized. NCBI's taxonomy places the organism in Eukaryota, Metazoa, Cnidaria, Anthozoa, Scleractinia, Pocilloporidae. The record is from RefSeq and is a predicted model, not a curated record.